CCCUCUGCCUCCGUCGAAGAACUCUACCGAUUCCGACGAUCCCAAUGAAAAGGAAGUGUCUUCACCCUCCCUCUGCAACGUCCCCUCUUUCUGCACUUUCUACUGUCGAAGCGGAUUGCGACGUUCCUUGGUGCCUAGAGACAUUGCCUAGCAAAUCCAAAGGGUCCUGGUAAUUCAAUUUGUUUGUUAUUUUAGGAACUAUGAAUUGGUCUCGUUUGGGUGCCGAAUCAACCCUAGUUCCCUUUUGCCUCUCAGCUAUUAUGCCAGGGAUGUUGCAAUAGAGCUUGUUUUGAGUUUUUUGUUUUUUGUUUUUUCGUUUUUGGCGUUUGUCUUGUGUUUAACAAGCAUAGGGACUUGGUUGCUCUGUCCUUGUUUUGCUUCUCUGGGUUUUUUUAAUGAUAAUGAUUUGAUUAGUUAAAUAUGAUGGUAAGAUCUCUCGUUGAUGUGUUACAGAGGCAGAUUUGAGUGUCAAGCUUUUUCCCUUUGCUGUGGACAAUAUCUAUUCUUAAGGUUUGUAGAUGCUGGGUUUCAUCCGUGCCACUUGGAACAGGAUGGCAGAUUGAGUCUUGUGCAGCUUUUGAUUGUGUUUGGUUGUUUUCAGGGUUUCUUUUUUGGUCCAAGCUAGUCUUCGAGAAAGCUUAUAUAAGUUUAGUUAUAUUUUAUAAGAAAAAAAACCCCAGGUCAAUAGCAAGAGGACGCUAACCACGAAGAAACCUUCAAAGGGGAAGCAGGAAAACUAGUAGCCAGCAUAGAUAGCAGCAUCCACAAUGUAGCCGUCGCUGUUCUUAUCUCCCAUUUCUUCUACAUGUACACUACAUGAGCAUAUUAGCCCACCAUCAACAACUUCUAACACUGAUAAUCUUCCCCACUGCAAUUUCCCACAAAAGAUAGCUAUAAGAAUGGUCGUAGCAACACCAGUCCUUCUUUUUCCCAUUCGAGUACUCAUUCAUUAAUUUAAUCCAAGUACCCGGGAAGCACAAAGAUCCCCAGAAAAUCUAAAAAAAAACCCAAAAGCUCUAAUCUACUGAUAUAUAGUCAAGCAUAGUAUCCUGAAUAAAUGACUAGCUUCAAAGUUGAAAUUGUGCUUGUGAGAAGAAGUUGGAAGCUUUGGAAAGAUAAGAACACAAACAGAACUCUUUGAUGGAUGGAGCCAUAGAGUGAGGCUUGUCAUGACCUAGUUAUUAAAGUCCUUACUGUUAUUGGUGGCUUUGCUUAAGACAACAAUUUUGGAAGAGAAAUUGAUGCUUUUGGAUGACAUGUUUUGGCUUAUGCAAUGCUAUCUUUUGAAAGGUGUGGUGACUGCAAAUCAUGGUAGGAUUAGAGUUUGGUCACUUUGUGAGUUCUCCCUUGGUUUAGUGUUCAUAGAUCCCCAGAUAAGAAAAGAACAGAUGGGUCUUUUGUGGUAUUCUUUUCUUACUUGCUGCAAUAACUGCAGACUUGUAUCCACUAUGUAAUUCUUGUUUAAAACUAAUAAAAUGCAUCACCAUAAUAAACCUGAUAACUUCCUUGGAAACACAAUAAUGUCCAUCUUUAUGUAAUUUGCAGGCUGCAGCACACACAAACCAUUUGGAGUUGAGGAAGAAGGCUACGAUCUUAGCAUGGUACAGUGUAGUAUGCCUGCUCACAAGGAAGUAUGGGUGCUUGCUCACAAAAUUGGUCAAGCAAUUUCCUCAUGGCUUAUUUUGUGGUGUUUUCCCAGUGUGUUAAGUCUCUUAACUUUAGACUAGCUUUAUGGGAGGAGCACUUGGGUCUUGUCAUCGUUGUCGUUAAUCAUUUGAUUUUUGUAGUUGUUUUCUUAACGCAUUUGAUAUAAUCUCAUUUUGCAGGUCAAGAUGUUGAAGCUUGUUUGAUGGCGAGACUGGAGGAAGUUAAACAGUAGGUGAAGGAAAGAGUUGGGAUUGGAGGCAGCAUCGGAAGACUGUUACAUUAAUGUUUUCAGUAGUUGGUUGUGGAAGUAAGCCAGGUUCUUCCCUCGGAAUGUAAACUCCUACACAAUCGAUCAUGAGAAUGAAUAUUUGGUCAUUAGAUGGAAUGAGUUUAGUUUAUUGAAUGACAAGCUUUGUUCAAGGUUCAUUUCCACAUAUUUGUGUUCAUUAUUCAGUUUGAGAUCCAUUCAUUUGAUUCCUCAGUGCUGACUUUUAUUACUGGUCAUUUAGUAUGCUGCCAAGAUUCUUUGUUAUGUAUGUAUGUUAAGUCCUUAUAUGGAUAGUACUUUUUCCCCAUUUUGGACCGUCAAACUGAAGCGUUCUUUAGGAUGGAGUUCAAUCUGAAAGAAAUCUUUCUGCAUGGCAUAAAAAGCUGGCAGGAGGCUGAAACUGAAAAAAAAAAGAGGCAGAGUUUAUCUUUUUGCAGAGUCUGAUUCCUUACUUGUAGAUUAACAUCAGUAGUGAAUGAUUGGGGGGGAUGAAUCUCAAAUGUCAUUGGAGUAUGAACAUCAUAAUGAACUUUACCAACAUAUAUGAGAUCCUGUGUAUCAUAGAAAACUAUAAAACUGCAAUUUCAUUGUCCUUUUCUUAGCUCCCCCAUUCUCAUCAUCUACUUCCAUCGUCGAUGGUUGAUCAGUAUCAACAGCCAUCUCGUCGCCUUGCGUACAUUUGAAGUCUCGUAACGUUUGAGCUUUAGAUGCAUCGAGCAGCCUCUCUUUCAGCACACUAGAGAAGUUUUUGUAGAGAGCAAGGAACCGUUCCUAAAUCGCCAAUCAUGGUUGGCAAAGAAUGUCCAGUACCAACAUUAGUAGGUCGAAUGAAAGUGGGAAGAGAUGGUUAUUAAUCUUUCAAAUGAUGUAAUUACCUCGUUUUCGACUGUGGCUCGAGCAAGUAGAGCCUCCUUAGUGUCCAAUGAAUCACGCACGAAUUCUUCCUCUUCUUUGGCUUUGUGAGCAUGAGAUUUCAACCGCUGCAUCUUACAGGGCUAUCCACCCAUAACGGGCUCUCCAUUCAUCAAAGUAAGCUUAGACUCGGAAGCAUCUAACUCUGUUUUGCCCUGGCUGCAGCUUCUUCAGCAACUAGAACAUUCUUCUAGAGAGACAAAACCUCCUUCCUCAAGUCCGACAUACAUUUAUAAGUUUUGCUAAUUGCAUUCCCCAGAAUCUGCAAAAGUUACGAUAAUUAGACAUAUUAAGUCAAAUGCACUUCUUUCAUAAAUAGAUUUAUGGAUGUGUUUGUUUUGGCAAAGAGUAAUGCACUUAGUCAAGCUAACUUUUGAGAAUAACUCUUCAGCCAAUACUAACUUCGUAAAAGAAUUUCUUAUGUGGUGAGACAAACAAAGUUUGGCGCUGACUCUGGAAUAUCUAUACUAGCUGCCAAUUAGUUCUAACAGAGGCUCAAUUUAUUGGAAUAAUCUGCCGAGAAACACCUCUAUUAACAGAACAUAAUUUGCUGGAUAUUAGUAUUGAGAGAGUUAUCCACCCCAUCGUAUAAUUGAAGGUGAGAUCAGGUAGAUCAUAACAACCCGGAUUUAAAAAAUAUUCAGCACAAUGUGAUACUAGAGGAAACUAUCUUAUUUAUUCAAGCAUAUACUUCAAGAGAUAAUCAUCUACAAAACAGGAAUAAAUGAUAUUUAUGAUUAAUAAUAGAUAAUUCAAGCAUUUGAAUUCAUAUCAAACUCUCUUGUUACUGUGGACUAUAAACACACGUAACUCUUUUAUGCCUGUGAGUUUUCGUGUAAGGGUGUAGGGGUUCUGGAGCCACAGGUAAUAGUUAGCUUCCUUAUUUUUUUCUACCCUAUUUCCACAGUUUGGUAUUACAGAUUAAGUUAUGUGGGCAUAUGUUGGAUGAUUGGCAGCAAUUGUUUGGCAGAAUCGACGUGCCGGGUGGAUAGCUAAGGUAUGUGUUCAAUCUGAACAGCAAUUUCUAUAUGAACUUACUAGUGUUAUUUUCAUGUGCAAAUCCGUCUACUAAGCUAAUCAAGAAACCCUGUUCCUAUAAUGCACUAGCACAUAGACAAAAUAGGGAUUCCUCAUACACUGCAGACAUUGGUUCAGCAAUGAGAAUCAAACACCAAAGCAGCCAAUUGGGUUUGAACUGAGAAUCUCCCAACAAGCUUUAGUAAUUGGUUCAGCAAACAUACAGAAUCAAACACCAGUAAUGGUGAUAUAGUCGUAUCUUAGAAUUAAAACGAACAAAGAAGAACUAGUAAGAAUACCUUUUUUUUCGCUGAAAUUGUUCAAAUCCUCCAACACCCUGCUAAUUGCUUCCAAGGCUAGAUUCUGUUCUUUUGCCACUCGCAACAUUGUGAUUUUGUAAUUUCAAAUCGUCAAACUCCGCAUUAUGGGAAUUUUUUGUGGUUAAACUCUGUAUCGAAGAACUCUAGAAUUCAUUAUGAAAAUUUUUGGAGCGCGAUCUGCCUGUGGAGAUCUGUAUAGCAACGACAGCCCAUCGACUGGCCUAUCGACAUUCUUUGCCACUGAUGCAUGCUCGGCUUUCGAGUCGGCCAAUUGAGUAGAUUAGUAUUGGCGAGUUCUUCUCAGGGAGUAAAAUAUGAUCUUAGUUUGAACAGAGAAGAAGGUACUUUUGGGCGGCAGAAAAAAUGGAGUAGAAUAGAUCAGCUUGCUCUUGUUCUGAGUCGAAGAAGCGAGAAGAAAAGCGAAGAAAGAAAUCUUUUCAUUUUGUCGAGUUCUCACCGUGACGGCAAUGGUGGAUGAGCGGCGCGCUGGGAGCGUCCAAAAAAACAAAUAAAGAGAUAAGGGGGAUUAAAGAAAAGAAUAUAUAAAAUAAAAAUGAUUAAUUUUUAAAAAUAAAUAAUUACUGAAUAAUCUAUCUAUCUAUAUCUAUCUAUCUAUAAAAUAUAUUAAAGGACUUUCUAAAUGAGACCUAUUCCACGUCAGCCUUAUACUGCUCCCCGCAAGUUUCGGCGAUUUUCUAUUUUUCAUUUAAUUUUUCAUUUCCAAUCUCUGUUCUCUGCUUCGCCUACUAUAUUUUCGCAUUCAUUAUUCUUUUUCCAUUAAACUUUAUUUCACAGCUGUUUCUUUUAUUUUUCAAUUAAUAUUUAAUACUCAUAAUUUUGGUGAAAGCAUUUCCACCUAAUAUAUGAUUUUAAAUGGAUGGUGUUGUGCGAGGGUUAACAGAGUGGUGUGAAAAAUAAAAUUUAAUUCAAGCUAAAAUCAAAGUUUGUAAAAACGUAUUGUAUUAAUGGUCCAAUCGGGAAAAUCUCUUAUCAAAGUCUAAAUCGGUAAACGAUUUUUAGUCGCAUGAAACGAUUGAAACGCAAUUAAACUUCGGUUUUCAACAUAAAAUACCUAUUGUAGACUUUUUUAUACAUCCGAUUUGGUUUUACAAUUCUUGGUGAAAAUAAACUCAAUUUUUACUACGUGUAAUAUGUGUUUUAUAUAUUACAAACAAAUGUUUGUUUAUAACAAAUCAUAAAUGUCACGUACAUUCAAAAUUCAACGAUAUUCAUAACAAUGCGCAUACUUUUACGAGAAUUUUUUUCCAAUCAAACAAAUAUAACUUUAGUAUUCAAGUGAUUUGAAAUAUAUUGAAAAGCAAUAGUGUGUUUAUAUGAAAUAUAUUGAAAAGCUAUAAUGUAUUAUAUACACGCUUUAACCAAUAAUAAAAUAUACUCAAUCAAAAUAUGUGUUAUGCAUGUUUUGAAUCAUGCCGUAGAGGAACAUUUGAACAGAAGAGUUAUGAAAUGUAUAUGUCUAAUGUUUUGGACGGUAAAUCAACAAAAUUUAUUAACGGACUAUAAGAAAACAUCCCGGCCAAUAGGCCGGAGACAAAGCUAGUUGUAAUAAUUAAUCUAUUAAAAUGAUUAAGAUGAUUAACCUAAUGAAAUAUCCACUUCUCAUUUGAUUAUCACUUUUUCCUAUGAAAAUUGUAUCAAGUAUGUACUAUUUGUCAAUAAUUAUAUAGUAAAUAUAAUUAAAUAAUUAUAUAGUAAAAUACAUUAGGGGAAAUUUACCUAUAAAAUAGGUAUAGAUAAUUUAUUUUAUUUCAAAGUUAUUGUUAUGUUUAUUAGUAUGUUAAUAGUCAUAAAUAUAUAAUUAAUUAUUUUAAUGUGGUUUUUUUAUGACAAUUAGGAAGAUGGAAAACACAAAGGAUCAAAGUGCUGAUAUUGCUGGUGUCUUGGAGUCUGUCCAAGCCAUCAAAGAAAUCAUAGUGAGUUUUGACACACGUAUGAAAUUGGUGGAACUACAACUGGAUACUGUAAAGGACCUACAAGAAGAUUUAUUAACAUUCAUGAAGACACAUAGAAGAAGUCUUGGUCUGGAUGCAGAACAUGUCAUGUCUAUGGAAUCAGUUGGUAAUGAGAGUUCGUCAGUGGAGGUAGGUUGACUUUUUUGUUUCGGUUUGAUAUAUAUGCGUUUAUGUUUAGUAAUCUGAUAGUUAGACAAAUAAUGGGGUCGUGGACACUAUAAAUUGAUGUAGUAUUAUUUGACAAAUUCAAGAGGAAGGUAGAGAAUUUAAUCUUAAUGAUGUGUACUCAUCAGCUCGAGAGUUGCGUGCUGAUGCGGAGCGCAAACCAAGCAAGUGGGUAAAAUCUCCAUAUGCAAAUGAAAAAAAAGAGGAAAGUCUUUUUGGUUGGUCCGUUCAAAGUGGGUCGUCCUGCCUCAAUUGAAGACCUUUGGCUGAUCAAGUAUCUGUUCGAAGCUGACAUGAAUGACUGGUUAAAAUCUAUACCUAACUCUAUUUCUAAUGUCAUUGUUUGAUUCUUUGUUUUCACAUACACUAACAUUUGUUUGUUAUAGUGAUGUUGUGGUAUCUAGUACCAACGUGUAUAUUAUGUGUUGACCUAAGGUCCUUAGCUCCCAACCAAAGGAUCGAGUUCGGGGUAAGUAUUGCAUCAUGGUUUAGUUUAACAAAGUUUGAUAUAUGUUGCUAUGAAUUAAGUACACAUUUCAUAUUUAAACUUUACGUUGUGUGUCGAAUUUGUGUAAAAGGUCAUUGAUGGAGUUGUGGGAAAGCUUACUAUCGAGGAGUCUAAAAAGGUUGUUCCUACAAACACAUUCCUACCGACUAUAGUUGGGGUAAUCCACAAGCCCAAUUCGUAUCCAUGGACUUGCUUCUAUUGAUUUCAUAAUACUCUAUGUAUUAAUGUGCUUAUUUGUUGUAGUUGAAGUCUGGAGACACCCAGAUCGAGUUUUUCAAGUAUAUGACUUCUCAAAAGCUGGUAUCGGAAUAUUGUUCAAGGAUCAAAGACUCUGAGCGGGUAUGGUCGCAUUUGAAUGUUGAUUUUUGUUUUAUGAAAGUCCCUUCAAACCAUGUGCAAAAUAGUCAUUUUACCUUACUUUUACUUUUUGUUCUUCUCAGAUUUUCGUACCAAUCUACUUGGCCCUUCACUUUGCCCUUAUGGUCGUUGAUAUAAAAAAUCGUGAAGUAGCAAUUUGGGAUUCAUACCAAACACAUACAAAUGACCCCGAUCUGGAGGCUAAAGCAAAAGAAAUUGUGAGUUGUCGCUUCUCGUUCACAUCUCUUAUUACUUAGUUUUCGCAGAAAUACCAACCUAAAUAUUUUAACACACAUUUUUUUACAAUUACAGGUAACAAUGUUGGACGUUCUAUUUGGUAAGGACUUUAGUGGUAUUCUUGAUGAUGAUCACCCAUUUCAACGCUUUCCCAUUCAGUUUGUAGCGGAGGCCCCUCAACAAUCCAAUGAGUGAGUUACCAUCGUGUGCUUCAUAUAAUGAUUCGGUUUCACGCUACAACGAUAGUGAUAAUAACUACAAUCUAUAUAAUGCCAUUUUUCAUUGGACAGCGAUGAUUCGAGUAUGUUUGUUGUGAAGUUGAUGAUAGGUGCAACAUCGCUAGACACGGCCGCAAGAGAUAUGAGAAAAGAGGUAGCUAUCAUUUAAGAAACCCGUCAGUACAUCAUCGUUAGAGAAAUUUGUGGUGCAAUCUAAUUGACUAUUUGAACUUAUAGUUCCACAGUGAAGAAGAACGACUGAAUUUAGCACUUGAAUUGGUGAAGUGGGAGUUUAACAAGAAGAAGGACGAGAUCGAGGAAGAGGCAAAAAAAUAUGACGCGACUAAAAAGGUUGCACAAACCAAGGGCAAACCAAGGGCUUUGAAAGGACGCAAAGGAAAAAAGUGAAGUGUUGCUAAUCAGUACUCCUCUUAUGUUGCCUUUCCAUUAAUCUCUUUUGUCUUCGAUGAGUUGAUUUCAGUUUACAAUGAUGGAUUCUGUGUUGGCUUAUUUAGAACACUUUGAGAUCAACAAAUCUGGUUUUGUUUUCAUUAUGGAUAGAUUAAUAAUUUGAUUGGAAAUUUUAAUUUUCCUUUUCAUAAUUGGGGGUAUUUAUGAUUUGGCAUUAAUAAUUUGUUUCAAAUUUGUAUUGUGAGACCGAACUUUUGGCUCCAACAUUAUGGCGCCUUAAUUUUGCUAUUUCUAAUUUCUACAAGCUAGACAACUAAGGUUUCUAAUUCCCUCCAACAAAAUCCCCAAAUAUGUGACUCCCACGUCCGUCUCAGACCGCCACCAUCCGCGUGUGUGUCUAUCAUCACCGCCACCCCAGAACCACCCCCGCUACCCCAAUUGCAUUAGAGAGUUCAACGGCGACUACGACGACUGCGGUGGAAUCGUCGACGGCGGCGGCGGUGGAUUCGUCGACGACGACGAGAUCGUUGCGUCGAGGUCCUCCGUGAUCAAUUCGCUCCGUGGGUGCGGCCUGUCGGGGGUCCGAAUCGACAAGGAAGUGCUGAGGAAGAGUGCCAACUUGAUCAGGUUUAUACUACUGCAUCCAAGUAAUUCUGCUGUCAACUGAGAAAUGUUGUGCAAGCUUGAAUUCCCCUGGCCAGACCUUUCAUUAGGUUAUUCUUUUAAAGAGUAUGAUCUUAUAGCCUCAAUUGUUGAUAUUUAAAUGGUUGAUUCUCAUGAUUUGGAAGUUGAAGGGCGGCUGCCUGAGAAAAUGGCUUGCUACGAAGGAGUGUUCUAUAACUACUUCAGCAUAGGGAUGGAUGCCCAAGUUGCCUAUGGCUUUCACCAUUUACGCAAUGAAAAACCGUACCUUGCACAAGGUCCCAUUGCAAACAAGUCAAUAUACUCUGGUUACAGCUGCACCCAGGGAUGGUUUCUCACUCCUUGCAUUAAUGAUCCCAGUCUGAGAGGGCUCAAAAAUAUCUUGAGGAUGCACAUUAAAAAGGUUAAUUGCCGAGAAUGGGAGCAGAUCCCUGUUCCUAAAAGUGUGAGAGCAAUCGUUUGUUUGAACCUUCACAACUAUGGAAGUGGGAGAAAUCCAUGGGGUAAUCCAACUGUUGACUACUUGGAGAAGAGGGGAUUCGUCGAGGCUCAUGUUGACGAUGGUCUCCUAGAAAUUUUUGGUUUGAAGCAAGGGUGGCAUGCAUCAUUUGUGAUGGUCGAACUCAUAUCCGCAAAACACAUAGCCCAGGCUGCAGCAAUCAGACUCGAGAUGAGGGGAGGAGAGUGGAGAGAUUCUUUCCUCCAGAUGGACGGGGAGCCAUGGAAGCAGCCGAUGAGCAGGGAGUACUCAUCAUUUGUAGAAAUAAGGCGGGUACCUCAUCAAUCAGUUAUGAUCAGCGGCGAAUAGUAUGGCCUCCGGAAACCAACAAAAAACCAGUAGCUCUGCUCUAUCAAGGGGAAGAUUUGUCACAUAUUCUUAUCAUGUCACUGGGGAUGAAGGAAGGGGAUCGCUGAAAAAAACUCUGUAACACGAAAAAAAAAAUGGUCUGUCGAUCCCCUGAACCAAAAUCUGUACCAUUUUUUUUACCCUUUCCCCCCAUCUCCACUGAGAGUGCCCCUGAGUGUGUGUCAUUUUAGCUAUAGCCCUCCUGCCUACUGGCAUUCCAUUGUAUCAAUAAUUGACAGUAGGUGUGAGUGAUCACUCUCUCCUGCAGGCUCUGAUCAUGUUGAAAUAUAACCAGAAUUCUCUU
Molecule: messenger RNA, 9826 nt
Organism: Linum trigynum
Lineage: Eukaryota; Viridiplantae; Streptophyta; Magnoliopsida; Malpighiales; Linaceae
Source: the annotation of a GenBank genome assembly